UCAAACUUGAUACUUUCAGGUUACGCUCUCUCAGUGUUAGACACGUGUUUAAAGAUGAUUCAUCUGCUUCCUGUAUUUAAAUCAGACUAACAAUAACUUCAUGCCAUAUCUGUCUGCGAGCAUCACUUUGCUGUGACAAACACAGAAGCAGAAUCUGUUAACAGCUCACUGGACACUUGCUGCAGCGUUUCAGUUCCAGAAAAUCUUCUCAUCUUAUUACAGAUGCUUGUCUUUUUGUUUUUGAGAGCGAGGAAAUAAUUUAAUGAUAAAAAGAAGUGAACCAACUGCUGUUAGACGUGAGUAUUAACCUUCACCUCAACACCUCUGCUGCUAUCGUGGAAAUAUUAGAAGUAAAAGGAAGCCUCUGUGUUCAGUGGUGAGCUCUGACAGCUGAGAGGUGAUUCUCUAAAGAUGAACUGUGAGUAUAAGAAGAUGUAUUUAUCUGUUAUUUACCUGCACUAUGUGUGUUAAAAUACAACUUUAAUUUCUUUAGCAACACGCCCCACCACCCUUAAAAAUAUUUAAUAAUUUCAUAGUUAAUUAGUCUCAGACUUAAAGAUUUACUUUACUGACUUUGUUUUCUGACAUUUGAAGGAUCAAACAAUUGAUCAAAGAAGUUAAAAAUAAAAGCUAAGCUAACUGUCUCUUGGACGUAGCUUCAUGUUUACUGCACAGACAGUGAGUGGUGUCAAUCAAGCUCAUUUCCCACAAUGUAAAACUAUUGGUUUAAGGGAUGAAGUCAUGUUGUGCAACGUGUUGUGUUGUCCUCUCCAGAUGUUCACCCCUGAACAACAUUAACAGCAACAAAUCUCCACCUGACAGUAACUCAACAAUCAAACCAGCCGUGGUCCUAAAGAUCAGCAUGUCAGCAUACUUAAUACAGAGACGUCUUCUCUUGCUUUUGUGUCUCCUGCUUCAUCUUAACUCUUCACUGGCUUAUUCACUGAAAGGCUGCGUCAUCAGUUAUUCUGAAGACGCCUCGGCUGAUGUUUCUUUGGAUUGCUCAGGUCGUGAACUUGUUACUGUCCCUGAUGACAUCCCCAGAGAUGCAAGCUCAGUACUACUUUUAGCCAAUCAGCUUGAACAGAUUAACAGGCAAGAUUUUGGCCACUUGUCAAAGCUGAGAAAUUUGUCCCUAGACUCAAAUCAGAUUGCUCAUGUAGACGAUGGAUCUUUCACUAAUUUGGUGGCACUGACAAACCUCUACAUGAAUGAAAACAAACUCACCAGGCUGACAGGCAACAUCUUUCAGGGACUGUCCAACCUCACCACGCUUGCCCUCGAAGGAAACAACAUUCAGUUCAUUCAUUCCUCGGCCUUCCAGUUCCUGUCCAGCUUACAGACUGUGAUUCUAGAAAACAACAAUCUCCAACAAGUCACUGACAUUCAGCCCAUCUUACAGCUACCACACCUACAGGAGCUGAACAUUGGAGGAAAUCUAUUUACCUCCUUUCAGACCAAAGAUCUGCUGCUGAACGUGUCCUCAGGACUGAAGGUGUUAAAUGUUUCUGAUAAUGCUAAGUUAGAAAAGUUCAGCAUCACAACACAGAUCUUUCCUCACCUUGAGAUGAUAGACCUUUCUGGAAGUGGUCGAGCUGCUGGCUGGAAAUGGGACAUACCUGACAAGACUUUACUAAGGAACAUAACUCAGCUGGAUUUCAGCGGCACUUUGAUUCCUUUUGAAGAGAUCCAAAAAGUCCUGCAGAGUCUUGACUCACUGAUGCAUCUGAGACUGAAUCAUAUAAAGACAUUUAUCCAGAAAGGUCUCUUAGCUACAGUGUGCAAAAUACCGACACUAAGGAGGCUGGAUCUGUUGUACAACCGUGUUCCCAAAUUAAGUUCAAAACUUGUAACUUGCUCUCAGCUUAAUGAGCUCGACUUGACCGAUACAUACAUGACUGAACUGCCUAAAGGCUCAAUGAGAUUGAUGAAGAGUCUGAGGUCCCUAACUCUAGACUUCAACUUUCUCACCAAAGUGCCAGAUGACAUUAGGAGUCUCUCCUCCCUCGAGGUUCUAAGUCUUAGUGCCAAUAUUAUCACUGAGUUGACAUGUGAUGAUUUCAUAAACACAACGCGACUUACAGAGCUCUAUCUGGACAUAAACCACAUUGCCAAACUGGACAGGUGUGUCUUUGAAAAUCUUAAUGAUCUGAAGGUUUUAGAUAUGAGUAACAACUUGCUGUGGACAUUUGGAGGUGCCUUCAAAACAGGACUGCAGAAGCUUGAGUUCUUGAAUUUGAACAAACACUUUGCAUCUACUCUUGAAAAGGGGGAUUUUAAAGGUUUAGGUUCCCUAAAAUAUUUGGAUCUGGCAUCAAAACAUGUUGGAAGUGUGAAAAGUAACGCUUUUGAUGGAUUGAACAACCUCGGAACUCUUCAAGUGUCUCUACCACUCGAAUUUGAAAAUAAAUUCAGAGGUUUACAACAGUUGGAAAAACUCACAGUCUACUUUGAUAUUGUUGGCAGUUUCAAAAGUCCUCAUUCAAACUUCUAUAAAGAUUUGUUCCAGUUAAAAUCUUUGAAACUUUUCAAAAUAAUAUACACAGGUGAUCACUCUGGCUUCCCCUUUGAAAUACUGAUGGAUAUUCUUCAGGCUAUGAGACAUUUAGAGGACUUCACAGCUGAGAAUUUAUAUAUUUCUGCUCCAGAUCCCAACACAUUUAGAAACAAUCCCCAGCUCAAGCGUCUGACACUCAGUCAGAAUGACUUGUCAGAUUUGGGUCCUGAACUGUUUCAGCCAAUCCCAAACCUGCAGGCUCUCGAUCUCUCUUACAGUAAGCUCAAAUCUUUGGAUUUUCUGGCCCAGGCCGACCUGUCUGCACUCACAUUUUUAAAACUGAGUAACAGUAAGAUUACAGUGAUCAGUGAGACGGUCUUCCAGUCUCUCCCUGCACUCACAUAUCUGGACCUGGACAAUAAUCCUUUCACCUGUGACUGCUCUAAUGCCGGCUUUAUCCAAUGGGUGAAGAACAACAACCAAACUCAGGUUGUUAACGCCCAUAUGUACACCUGUUCCUUUCCUGUGGUGGAGCAAGGAAACAAGUUGCUGGACUUUGACAUCCAGUCCUGUUGGAUGGACGUCGGCUUCCUCUGCUUCAUUUGCAGCACUUGUCUGACUUUGCUAACUCUUCUCGCUGCCUUCGUCUUCCACUUUCUGAGGUGGCAGCUAGCCUACGCAUACUACCUCUUCCUGGCCUUCCUCUAUGAUAGCAGGAAGAAGAAGAAGAACAGAGCUCCUCACCAAUACGACGCCUUCAUCUCCUACAACGUUCACGACGAGGCCUGGGUUUACAGAGAGAUGCUUCCAGUGCUGGAAGGAGAGCAGGGCUGGAGGCUCUGUCUGCACCACAGAGACUUCCAACCAGGGAAGCCCAUCAUGGACAACAUCACAGACGCCAUCUAUGGCAGCAGGAAGACCAUCUGUGUGAUCAGCCAGCGCUACCUGCAGAGCGAGUGGUGCUCCAGAGAGAUCCAGAUGGCCAGCUUCCGCCUGUUUGACGAGCACAAGGACGUUCUGAUCCUGCUGUUUCUGGAGGAGAUCCCGGCCCAGCAGCUGUCUCCGUACUACCGCAUGAGGAAGCUGGUGAAGGGACGCACCUACCUGAGCUGGCCGCAGGCCGGCCAACACAAAGGAGUCUUCUGGCAGAACGUCAGCAGAGCUCUGGAGACCGGGGACGCUCCCACAGAGACCGCAGACCUCCUGACUGGACCGGCAGGAUGCUGAGUAUAUUACCGGACCUGCGAGGUUCCUUACAGUUGCAAUGAAAAACAAGAAGAGAAAGAGAAAAUAUAAGAGAUUCAGAUUCUCCUGAAAAUGAGUUUCUUGAGCUGGGACCACAUAUUGAGUUGCUGAAUAAGCAGAGAGUCAUAACUCAGUCAAAUAUGAGUUUUAAUCAUAAAGUUGUAAUUCAAUUUUCCAAAAUGUCAACAAAAAUAGGAUUAAAGAAAAACAACAUUCCACUUCCUUCUUGCAUCCCCCAAAGCAUGAUGGAAGCUGUAGUCCCAGCUUGAAACUGUCCCAAAUAGAAAAGUUAGACUGUUAAAAACAAUCUGAAACAGACAGAAUCCAUGAAAAAUAUUUAGCUCCUCUCAAAUGAAAUAUGAUGAAGAUAGAGGAGUUAUUGUUCUAUUGGCCCAAAUAUAAGAGGCUAUUGUAAUGUAGUGUCACUAAGUGUUGCAUUAUGGGUUGUUUGUAGAGCAGUCUACCCGAGGAAAUCAGGUCAGCUGAAUAUUAAAAUCGCUGGUUAAAAGACACUUUUAUUUAAGAGCCUUUGCUGAUUCUACAUGAUUUUAUUUGAAGUAUAAUAAGUAUAUAUAUUCCUUAGUGUGUUUUGCUUUACCUGCCUUCAUCUUUUAACUGGUUGAAAUUGCUUAAAGUCAAUUAUUUAAUCACUUGUAUUUGAUUAUUUUAAAGCCCUUAUUAUAAGAUUCUUCUUAUUCUUUGUUGUUAGGUUAGUUUCUAGUGUUUCUGUCAGUCAGCCCUAAACAUGUUUGGUUAGUUCAAUUUACCCUGCAGGAGUUUCUGAGAGCUCGUAUAACAACGUGAUGCGUGAAAAUGAGUCUGAGGGCCCGUGUCCACCAAAGUGUGUUUUUCUGAUUCCUUUUUUCAAUUCAUUGCAAUGGGAGCGCCGUGUAUUUACACGCUGGUAAAAACGGCAGCAGCGGUCACUGAGAGUCAAAAAUGUACAACUUCGGGAAAACACUGCGCUCAUCACUGUCACUUUUUACUUAGUCGUCCAAUCACAGCAGAGAAGGGCCGGGAAAAAUACCACACCGUAGCAACGGUUACUAUCUCUAUGAGAGGCCCAGAGCAAGUGCUCUGCUCUGUGUUGACAUUUUUUACAACCAGUAAAGUCAGGUAGAACUACUUGCAACAUCACUUCCGGGGAUUUUAUGCAUCAUAGCAACCAAAGCAGUCGGAAAAAACGCCCCAUAGCGCUCCCUGCUGGGCGUUUUCAGCUGGCGAAAAACGCUUUGGUGGACACGGGCCCUAAAGCGUCUCCUUAGUGCAGAACCGGACCGUGGACUCAGGACAACAGUUACUGCUGUCAGAGGGGGAGGAGCUCAAACGGACAGGCUGAAAGAGGCUAACUGCCUUGACCACAGUAGGGCGUGCGAGUACGUGAGUGGUUAUCUUCUGCUUUAAUGGCAUUACAUCAUGUUUUCACUUCACUUUUACCAGACUUAGAGGGAAGUCUUUUUUCUCUGUAGGACAUGGUCUUAUAUUCUGUGUAUAUACUGAUGGUGUGACCCCGGUGUAAUCGUCUGUACUUUUCCACAUCUCACUCAACUUCUGGAUGGUUUGAAUGUCUGGUUCUGCUUCACAUAUAUAUAUUUCUUUGUAAAGUUAUGAAUAAACUCUUUAUUUUUAUUAAUUGUAUCCAGUCAAAUAGACAGUGGAAGUGGCUCGUGCGUUGGUUUCUUUUAUUCUUUUGCUGAUUUAUCGUUGAUCGGACAAACGUGAUUUUCUGAACCUUCCUGAUUCUAUCUGAUGUCUAAGCUUCUUUUCCAAAGUGCAAAGAUUUUAACUCUUUUUGAAACUACUGUACGUUCUUCCUGUAGUUAACGAAACAUAAAUAAUAUAUAAAUAAUAAAACAUAAACACAACUUAAAAUGUAUUGUCCUAAAGCUUUUAUUUCUCUAACCCUCAUGUCCCCUGCAGUUUCUGUAACUGUACUCUUUA
Messenger RNA from Micropterus salmoides (largemouth bass), 5683 nucleotides. RefSeq names its product toll-like receptor 13. Gene Ontology annotation, cellular component: membrane. Gene Ontology annotation, biological process: immune response; toll-like receptor signaling pathway; inflammatory response. Bases 734 to 3724 code for a protein of 996 amino acids. The record is from RefSeq and is a predicted model, not a curated record. The transcript is spliced from 3 exons. NCBI's taxonomy places the organism in Eukaryota, Metazoa, Chordata, Actinopteri, Centrarchiformes, Centrarchidae. Gene Ontology annotation, molecular function: transmembrane signaling receptor activity; protein binding.